Caretta caretta (loggerhead turtle) is the source of this 976-nucleotide messenger RNA. RefSeq names its product tetraspanin 8 (gene TSPAN8). Gene Ontology annotation, cellular component: plasma membrane. NCBI's taxonomy places the organism in Eukaryota, Metazoa, Chordata, Testudines, Cheloniidae. The record is from RefSeq and is a predicted model, not a curated record.
AGAGAGAGAGAGAGAGAGAGGAAGAGCUCCUGUAAAAACUCUUUCUUAAACUUUGGUUCCACUAGCUUUUGAAAAUGGCAGGGGUGAGCAGCUGCAUGAAAUAUUCCAUGUUCAUCUUCAACUUUUUGUUCUGGAUAUGUGGCUGCAUUAUUCUGGGGGUCUCUAUCUGGUUGCGUGUAAGCAAAUCUGCUCAAGAGGAUAUCCAUUUAGAUAGUAGCCUGUUUUCAGCUGUUGACCUGAUGAUAGCAGUGGGAUCCAUCAUUAUGGUCCUUGGUUUCCUGGGUUGCUGUGGUGCAAUGAAGGAAAGUCAAUGCAUGCUGAUCUUGUUUUUUAUUGGACUCCUUUUGAUCCUGAUCCUUCAGAUCGUAGCAGGUAUUUUGGGAGCAGUGUAUAAGUCUCAGAUAGAAACAACACUUAACAAGACUCUCUUCGAGGAGGCAAAGCAGUUGCAAGGCGUCACUUCGGAUUCUCAAGUAUUUCAAGAGAAGUUUCAGAAGUUUGAGAAAAUGAAUCAGUGCUGUGGUUUGGUGAAGGGAUAUGAAGACUGGGGGAGCAAUUUUAAUUCUCCUUAUGGUAAUUUUAAGAUCUGUGAAUGUGCACAGAAAGACCAAAAUACAGAUCUCUGCACCGUUUAUUCUAACAGAAACAUUUAUAAAAGGCCAUGUGGCGUUGUGAUAAUUGAUUUCUUCAAACACCAUAUGGUCAUACUUAUGGGGAUCGCAUUUGGACUGGCAUUUAUUGAGAUUGUUGGUUUGGGGUUUUCGAUGAGCCUGUACUGUCAGAUCCAGAGAAAAUGAAACAAUGGAAGUGUCAGAACUAGGUCAUCAGCCAAAUCAAAACUUUUAUAGUUAAAUUUUGGUUUGCCACAUUUAAACAAAUACAUGUAUGUCACAAGCAGCUGUUUUGAUAAAAGCAGCAGCCCUGAUGAAUACAGAUUCUUCAUGUGAAACAAUCUCCUUAAAAUUAAUGAUGUGAA